Molecule: messenger RNA, 4299 nt
Organism: Oldenlandia corymbosa var. corymbosa
Lineage: Eukaryota; Viridiplantae; Streptophyta; Magnoliopsida; Gentianales; Rubiaceae
Source: the annotation of a GenBank genome assembly
CACACACUCACACAGUUCACUUUAUAAAAUCCAAUCCAUUCCAACCCUUUAAAUGCAGCGGAAAGCGGGAGUCCAGUCCCCUACCAGAUCAAAAAAAGCCACAGAGGCAAUAAAGACGGUGAGAGCGAGAGUUUAGUGAGAGAGAGAGAGAGAGAGACGAGAGAGGCCCAUUUACACCAUGAAAAUGAUAUGAAAUAAUUUGGAGGCUUCUUCAGCCCAAAAUGGAUUACUCUGCUCUGUGAAAGAUUUAAGUGUUAUAUCUGAUCAGUAGUACUGUAAUUGAUCAAUUGUAGAAGACCCGACCCCGGAAAUGAUGACUGGAUACGGAAUGGUGCAAGACCAGAACAUGGAGAGGCAGAUUGAGAAGCAGAUGGGUUGUAUGGCUGGUUUCCUUCACAUCUUCGAUCGCCACCAGAUUUUAUCCGGCAAGAAAUCUUAUUCCCCCAAGCGUCUUCCUCCUUCCAAGGUUGUUGAUUCAGGGCAAGGCUCCGAGAAAUCUGGUUCGUCAACACCGGCUGUAUCGAGGGAAUUAGUUAAACCAUUGUCGGCUCCGAUGACCCCGCCGCCGGGAAAAAUGGCGAAAUCUCCGGUGCCGGAGAUUACACCUCCGAAAUCGCCUCUUCCUCUUCCGGUGUUUGAGAUGAAAGAUGGGUCAAAGUCAUCUUGGAAGUAUUGUAAAGAAGCUCCCAGGCUGUCACUUGAUAGCAGAGCCACUGUGGACGCUAAGGGAAGUCUCCAUCCCAGAGAGAUUCGAACCAACAACAACUCUGCUUCCACUUCUUCUUCUCUUCUGACGGCCAACGCCGACGACAAACAACGGCGUUCCCCCAGCGUCAUUGCCCGGCUUAUGGGACUUGAGCCACUUCAGGCCGAUUCCAACGCUGCCGCGGCCGAAGAAUCGGCUCCCAAAGACGUCCAGCUCAGAAGAUCCGCAUCAGAAUCCAGAGUAUCCAGAGAUCUUUUCUGUUACCAUUCCGUUGAGAAUAACGGCGGCAAUAACAGCUUCCAAUCCAAUAUGCCUAAUAAUUCGAUUGGCCAUGAUGGAAUUAACUGUUCAGUGGAUCAUACGACGGAUAUGUAUUCGCACCAAUUGGCGAAGAAUGCCAACUCUGAACAGCCCAAACCGGUGGUUAAUAACAGGGGCGCCAUUGUUUCUUCGUCGCCGUGGAAAGCGCAACCGUCACGGAGGAGCUACUUCGACGCGGCGGAUGUUUUCCCGGAGCCUAAACAGCAAGCUGUUUCCAUCUACGGUGACAUUGAGAAGAGGCUCAAGUUGAGGGGAAUCGAUGAGCCGUCCAAGGAUCUCGAAACGUUGAAACAAAUCCUCGAGGCGUUGCAACUCAAAGGACUUUUACAUUCCAACCACCGGCCCUCCGAGCAGCGGAAUUUCGUGUAUGACCGGAGUUUCUGGUCCUCCGACGAGUCUCCGAUCGUGGUAAUGAGACCUUCUUCUAAUAAGUCUCCGGUGAAUCGAAGAGUUCGGAGCGAAUCACCGCCUUCGCGACACGGAGUUCGUCGGAGUCCUAACAACAAUCUCACCGGCGAAUAUCAUCAUCAGCCUUCUUCAAGUCCACGUAGGGAAAGGCCGGUAAUUGACCGUGGUUUAAGGAGCCCGACACGGACCGGGACUAGGCCCGGUUCAGGAAACUCAAUAAUCAAACCAAAGCCGUUAACCGUGGAAACCCAAAGAUCAAUGGAAUCCCGACGCGUCUCUCCGGCAGCUCACUCACCAAAGCUCAGUUUAAGGAGAAACGUAAUGACGUCCCAGGAUCCAACGGCGACAAAUCGAUCACCAAGGCGGAGGAGAUCACCGGCCAAUAACGUCGUCAUCACCGAGGACGAAUCAUCAUCCAUUUCUGAAAGCACAAUUAGUACACCCUCUCAAACAGAUACCGAGAGAUCGAAAAUGGAGGAUUACAGAGAAGGCGGGAAGAGUUUGCUUGAAAGGUGCGACAAGCUGCUUCACAGCAUUGCAGAAAUGAAUAAUGCGGCGGCGGCGGAAAUGCAGCCGAGUCCGGUGUCGGUUCUGGACUCGGCGUUUUUCCGGGACGAAUCGUCGUCGACGUCAUCCCCAUCUCCGGUGAUGAAACGGAGCAUUGAUUUCAAAGGUACUCUACACAUGAGUUAGCUUACGCAUGGCACAAUUUCUCACACGCCAAAAAAAAAAGACCUGAAACCACUCCCCCCAUAAUCCCAUAUCAUUAUAAUUAUGUUCCCAAGAUUUUCUGGUUUUGACUCAACCAUUACUUACAUUUUUUUAGUACGACUCACUCAAUCUGGGAGAUGGGAUGUAUGGGAUGACGUCCCCCACCCCCUACCCUGGCCCCCUUGCUUUGACUUUUACCUACCCUUUUUAGAUUAUGGAAAUCACGCAAAAAAUAAGAACUUCGAUAAUGUGAAAGUGUUAACUUUAAUAGUCUAGGUAGUUUACUCCUCUAGAUUUUAGGGUAAUCCCUCAUUUUCUUAAACCGUCAUUGUGUGUGUGUGUGUGUUUUUUGGGGUAAUGAAAUAGUUCACAGUUAGGAAAUCCCAUAACGUUAUGAUGUUUUAGUCAAUUUUCUUUUGGGGUAGUAGUACUAUUUGUUUGUAUACAUUUAUGAUUGAUUGAUGGUGGUAGUAGGAGUAGGAACUGACGGUGUCUAAUCAAAAGUCAAGUCCAUUUAUUUGAGCUGUGCGGCUCUUUUAACUAGUAUAUUUGCAAACAAAAUUGCCCAAGAUUCAAUUUAAUAUUGAAAGCGACUGAUUGUGUAUGUGGAUUGAUUUAACCCUAAACCAAUUAACCAAGCAAAGAAGAACUACUUAACUAGGCUACUGGUCUAGCACAUUUCCUAGCUUACUCAAUAGUCAAUACUACUACUUACCACACCGCCAGUUUUCAAACUUUGUAAUUAAUUUGCAUAAAUGACUUUGGUGGCUGGGUAGUUGCAGAAGAACAGAGUGGUAUGUGAACAGUUCAUCAAUGCAGUUCUUUACACAAACAUUAAAGCUGGAAAUUUCACUGUUACAUCGUAUACUAGUUAUACUACUCGUCAGUUGUACAAUUACAUCGUAUAAAAUGUGGUUAAUUACAGGUGUAUAUAUUCUAUUAGGUGGUGGUCCUUGGUGUUUAAUCGUUAGAAUCGACAGUAUGGAAUCUGUUUUUAAUACGCAUUAAAACAAUGGUACUUUUUGAUUUGAGCAUUGAAUGAUUUUUAAGAUUAUUUUACUUCAUAUCUGACUUUGUCCUAAUGCUUACAGAUAAUGAACAAGAACAAGCAAGUGAUUUGGAUUUGGAUGAAGAGGCAUGGAGUUACAUUCUCAGUCCUGAUGAUCAAUCAAUCUUGGGGGAGACUCCCACUGACGGCGAUUUGGUUUACAUCUCGGAAAUACUCAUGGCUUCUCGUUACCUCCCGGAGGAUUGCGACGUGUUUUUGUUGCUGGAGAAACAACAAUAUCUCAAGGGAAAAGACUCGACCAACGUUUCCAGGUUACAAAGAAGACUGAUUUUUGACAUCAUUGUGGAAAUUCUCGACCGGAACAGGAAUUUACCGCCAUCGAUGGCCUUUUCGUGGUCAGAUUCUCGGACAAUAAAGUCAUCGCUACGCAGAAUUUGGUCCGAAUUCCUUAAAAUUCGCCGACGCGACACUUCGGAUCAUGACUUGUUGGAGGUCAUCUGUGGAGUGCUAAAAAAAGAUUUGGCCGGAGAUGCGAUAAGUGGGUGGGGAGAUUGCCCGCCGGUAGAGUUAUCCGAGGCAGUGUUGGACAUCGAACGCCUGAUAUUUAAAGAUCUAAUCGGCGAAUCAAUCCGUGAUCUCGCUUCAUUUGCCUCUAAAAACAGGAACUCGUUGGCGCCGGCGCCUCGUAGGAAGUUAAUUUUCUAAACUAAUCUGUGUCUAAACGACUCAAAAACACUCACCGCCGCCCUCCCGCCAGAUUAUUGUUUUGGCGCGCAUUCAUGUAUCCCUUUCAUCACAUUUAAAAUAAUCCAGUCCACGGUUUUCUUUGUUUUCUUUUUUAACGUUGUUUUCACUGGGGAAAUGCGCGAUCCAUAACGGUCACAUUAGCUAGCUGUAAAAAAAAGACUGAAUGAAAUAGUAAAAUAUUUUCUCCCUUUUGUUUUUUCACUUUUGGUGCAAAUGGGCAAGUGCAUGUGAGGUGUGACAGACCAAUAUAAUGAUAGGCUGUCCUGGGAGUCAAUUAGAUUAGUCCAUUCCUUCCAGACUUUUUUUUUUUUUAAUUUUUUUUACGCCGGAAACCCCAUCAGAGAUGAGUAAACCCUAGAGAUGGGUAAACCACGUCCAUUGCAAUAGCCUGCAAAUC